UGUGGAAACAGUAAAUGAUGGACAAUUUCAUAGCGUGGAACUCAUGAUGCUGAAUCAAACUCUGAACCUAGUGGUGGACAAGGGGACUCCCAAGAGUCUAGGAAAACUCCAGAAACAGUCAUCUGCCAGCCUCAACACACCCCUCUACAUUGGAGGGAUCCCGACCUCUACUGGAUUAUCUUCACUGCGGCAGGGUGCAGAUAAGACACCAAAUGGUUUUCAUGGCUGUAUUCACGACGUCCGCAUCAAUAACGAGCUGCAGGAUUUCAAGGAUUUACCACAGCAGUCGCUAGGAGUCCUUCCUGGCUGCAAAUCCUGUAACAUCUGCAAGCACGGGAUUUGCCGCUCCCUAGAGAAAACAAGUGUGAUUUGUGAAUGUCACCCGGGCUGGACCGGCCCCCUGUGUGACCAGGAAAUUGGAGACCCGUGUCUUAACCACAAGUGUCUGCAUGGUAAGUGCAUGGCAGCCAACAUCGCUUACACCUGCAAGUGCAUGGAGGGCUACACAGGCAUGUACUGUGACAAGAAGAACAAUUCCUCAAACCCCUGCAGGAUUCUGAAGUGCAACCACGGGCAGUGUAAGAUUUCAGAGCACGGGGAGCCCUACUGUGAGUGUGACCCCAACUACAGCGGCGAGCACUGUGAGCGAGAGAAUCUCUGCCAAGGAGAGAUAAUUCGAGAAGUGGUCCGUAAGCAGCAGGGCUACACGUCGUGCGCCACGGCCUCCAAAGUACCGCGGCUGGAGUGCCGGGGCGGCUGCGGCGGCGGCGGGCAGUGCUGCGUCCCGCUCCGCAGCAAGCGGCGGAAAUACUUCUUCCAGUGCGUGGACGGCUCCACCUUCACGGAGGAACUCGAGAGACACGUGGAAUGCGGCUGCUCCAAGUGCUUGUAAGCCAUCCCCCGGUCUCUUGCCACUUUAAUCAACUCAGAAGCAGUAUCGAAAUGGGACCUAUUUACUUUCAGAGUGAAGAAGAAGAAGAAAAGAAUUAUUAAGUAUAUUGUAAAAUAAACAAAAAAUAGAACUUAUUUUUAUUAUGGAAAGUGACUAUUUUCGUCUUUUAUUAUAUAAAGUAUCGCACCACUUUGGGUACAUGUAUCAUAUAGUGAGUUAUUUUUACCAUAAAACUUUUUUAACAGUUGUAAGAAAAAAAAAAUUUCAAAAGGUAAAAGUUAAAGAAA
Molecule: messenger RNA, 1179 nt
Organism: Merops nubicus (carmine bee-eater)
Lineage: Eukaryota; Metazoa; Chordata; Aves; Coraciiformes; Meropidae
Product: slit homolog 3 protein-like
Exons: 4
Source: RefSeq, a predicted model, not a curated record